AUGGUAUCAGAAAGUGACGAAGAUGCUGCAAGGAGGGAUGAAGAAUGGGGUGCUCUCAUUGCCUUUUAUGGAGAUGACUUGGUUUCAGGAGGUUCUACUUUGACUACACAAACACCAACAAGCAUGAUUCCGGAUGAAUUGUCUAAGACUGCCAAGGGAUCCUCUUUUCGAUACUGGAACAUUCAAGUCAUGCCUCCCAAUGUGACGUUGGAAUUGGGGGACAUUCCAAGAGAUUAUCCAAGUGGUCCUAAUCCUCCCAAACCCAAACUGAAGGCACCGCAAUGGAUCAUGGAUGAAACUCGUCAGGAAGAACUGGAACACGAGUUGCUGACUCUUUUUCAAUCAGAUACGGAAGUGGCAAUCAUGUGGGUAGAACACUGUCGUUCGGCUAUUGAAGAGUAUCAAGAAGCCAAUCAGGCGUUUUCGUCCAACAAUGAUAGCCAGCAAGCGGAUCAUCAUGAUGCAGAAGGAGAUGAAGAUCCAACGACGACCAUUGCUGACAACAAUAACACAAAUGAUGAUGGCUCUUACGAGCCUCCAGCAUCAUCCGUUACCAUAAGUUUCGUUCCUGGAUCCAAAUUUGGACAAUCGAUACGGCACUUUCAACUAUCCGUUGUCGACAAUCCUGCAUAUCAGCGAGAAGUCUUUCAUGGAGCACCGUUUCAUCCGCCAAAGUCGGGGCCAUCCGAAACGAUGCAAUCCCAUGUGGCAUCAGUUUCUUGCAUGGAACAUGUGGAUUGGGUCUUGCAUCAUCUCUUGUUUGACGUCAAGAAAGUGGACCAGGCAUCCCACAAUAUGAUUGCCUACCGAUUCACCGAUCAAGCGACUGGACGACUGGUCAGUGAUUCGGACGAUGACGGCGAAAAGGGUUCCGGCAGCAAGCUGGCGUCCCUUUUGGAAUUGACGGGUGUCGAAGAUUGCAUCGUGGUAGUGUCCCGAUGGUAUGGGGGGGUUCAUUUGGGUCCAGCAAGAUUCAAAUGGAUUGCAGCCGUUGGUCGACAAGGACUCGAAGACGCUGGGUUUCUGAAAAAAAUUAAAGACGAGGACUCUUCUACUACCAGUAAACACAAGAAGGGGGGCAAGAGAUGA
Cylindrotheca closterium is the source of this 1089-nucleotide messenger RNA. The record is from the annotation of a GenBank genome assembly. NCBI's taxonomy places the organism in Eukaryota, Bacillariophyta, Bacillariophyceae, Bacillariales, Bacillariaceae.